This is a messenger RNA of Candidula unifasciata, 2448 nucleotides long. The record is from the annotation of a GenBank genome assembly. Lineage: Eukaryota; Metazoa; Mollusca; Gastropoda; Stylommatophora; Geomitridae.
AUGUGGCAUCUAAUAGACGUUUCGUUCUGGUGUGUGCUGUUUAUUAGUGCCCUUUGUAGCGGUCAGGAUCUGCUGACGAAUCCCAGCUUUGAGAAUGGCGUGACGGGAUGGAAAGGUGAAGGCUUCACUUUACAGACAGACUCCAGCAUUGCCCAUGAAGGAGCAGCUUCCGCUUUGUGCACAGACAGAACUCAGGACUGGCAAGGCCCAACACAAGAUAUCAUUCUCACUGGUGGGAGCAGAUAUGAAUUUAGCGCGUACAUUCAGCUCAUCGAUGAUUCUCCGGCGAGUGCAGAUCAGCCCGUCUAUGUGAGGAUCACAUCCAGUUUCUCUAAUGGAACAACUAGUGUAUUGGAACUAGCCACGCGUAUACGUGUGAGUCCCAGUGAUGGAUGGGUGCACCUUGGGGGAACCUUCUUGUACCCAAACAAUAAAUACACAAGCGCUACCCUGAGUGUGGAAGGUCCGGCUGCUGGCGUUUCCUACUACUUUGAUGACGCAUCUCUUGUGGAAAUACCCGAAUACACAACAUGGGAAGCUGACGCUAAUGCACUUAUUGAGGCUCACAGGAAAAACAAUAUUCGCUUUACAUCAUUUGUAAUCUUUCAGGUAGACCAUACUCGCCACCUGUUCAGCUUUGGGACUGCGGCUCGAAGCGACUUCCUUUUCGACAUUGAUUUUCAUCAAUAUCGUGACGUUUUGUACAGCUUAUUCAACUCAGUGACACUAACUACCUAUGACUGGUUGAAUUAUCAAGAUAACGUGGAUGGCUCAAGCUAUUUUGUAACUGUCGCCGCCACAGAUGAGGCUCUUAAAAAUGGUUUAAAGGUACGCGGUGAGUCUUUUUUCUCUGCUCGACCAUCGUCCCAGCCUUCGUGGGUUUCAGCUUUAAAUUCCCAGCAACUCAAGGAUACCGUUACUAACCGUAUUAGCUACUUGACUGGAGUCACCAAAGGAAAAGUCUCCCAGUUUGUUGUCAAUAACCAACUACUACAUGGCAGAUUUUACGAGGACAGAACCGGGGACCCAAAGUUUACACAACAAUUAUUUAAGUCAAUUGGCGCUGCUGAUCCCUUUCCUGAGUUGCUGCUGAAUGAUUUUGAUGUCGUUGCUGAAGGAAACCACAAUUUGGGGUAUGUUGAUCAGAUCAAUGCCUUCAAAGACGCUGAUGUUGGACUAAGAGGCGUGGGUAUCCAGAGCAGGUUUCCAGACUUCACCAAACCAGACAUAACCCUUGUGAAGGGCCGUCUCGACAACCUGGCAGCGACAGGACUUCCCUUAUGGAUAACUCAGCUAAGUGUAGGAUCCAGCGAUGAAAACGAGAAGGCAGACUGGUACGAGGACGUGCUGAGGCUCUACUUCAGUGAGCCCUCUGUUGAAGGAAUCUCAUUUUAUGGUUUCCAUGACCACGACUUCAAUCCAAACAAUUCUUUCGUUCAUGGCUAUUCAUACACGCUGGACGAGGCUGGAAAGCGGUACCAGCGGUUGAUCAAACAAGAUUGGAGCACUCACGUUACACAGUCUCUGAAGACAGGCACUUCCUUCACCGUCAGAGGUUUUCAGGGAGACUAUGCUGCGGUUGUGUACUACAGGGGCAAGCCAGUACAGCGAACUACAUUCACUCUGGGGAAGGCUGACACGACUGUCACAAUUAACGUGACUGCCACUGCAGAAAUUCAGCUGCCAACUGUUGUUGAUCCAUUCGCACCUCAAGAUUUUGAAUUUGCAACAUCAAGCUUGAACCUGCAGACAAUAGGUCACGGCACGUCCACGUCUCAGUCUCAACAACUCCAGUGUGUUUCUCGAAGAUCAGCUGUGUCCGCGGUAGGAGACGAAAAGACAGUCACCAUCGGUUGCAACGCUGGAGAGGUUCUUACAGGGUGUUCCAGCUUUGCCACUAACAAUGACUGGCGUCGAGAUGGUGAACAAGUGACCUUUGUAAAUGGAAAGGCUGUUUGUACAGCCUUCAACGGACAUUAUUCUUCUGCAGGUGUCCAAGCAGAAGCACGAUGCUGCAGCCUCAGAAGUCUUCAGUGCCGAUACAGAACUGCCGGCCCAUCGGGCACCGGAGAAAGGGAUGAAAUCAUUAUUCCCUGCGCAGAUAGCGAAUAUCCAGUUGGCUGUGGUUCAUGGACGUUUGAAGCUGAGUCAGCCGGUACAAUUUUCACAAGCUCCUUCUGCGUAGGAGAGAAUGACGAUCCAGUUGUUGGUGUCUAUGGCUAUGCUUCCUGCUGCCAGGCAAAUCCAUCCCUGCACUGCAUCACAAUGUAUUCAGAAUUCAGUGGUCCUAAUGUUGGAGACAGAGCAGUGAUGACUUGUCCCUCUGAACUUCCUUUUAUACUGACUGGGUGUAACUAUCACGCACCCAAUGGAAGAGGUGCCGGAGCGUUCAUUGAAGGUAAUAUAUCCGUAACUGUACUGCCGAGUGUCGUAAUUACAUGGAACUGA